AUGGCUGUCGAUGAAGGCAAAGGCAAUCGUAUCUAUUGGGCAGAUCCAAAAUAUCGCAAAAUUGAUUCGGUGAAUCCAGAUGGAUCCGAUCGACAGACGAUUGUCCGCGACAAAAAUACUCCUUACGCUAUUGAUGUCUUCGAAAAUCAUUUGUAUUGGGUGUCUCGUGAAACGAAAACGCUCUACGUACAAGAUAAAUUCGGACGAGGACGAGUAUCCGUGCUUGCUUCAGAUCUAGAAGAUGUUCAUGCUGUUAGAGUUAGUCAGAGGUAUGCCCGAGAUUCGACCAGGGCGAAGAGUUCGUGUGCCGAGGCUCGAUGUAGCCACAUCUGCGUCCAAUUGCCAAAUGACGGAUUCGCCUGCCUCUGCCCAGAUAAUGUCUUCCCUGGAACAGAUGGUUCAUGCGGAUCAGCUCGAGUGGAUGCCCUGAUUAUGCCCAAGCAAUGUACUUGCACUAAUGGUGGCAAAUGCAAGCUCGAUGGCACAUGUGAAUGCCCGCCUGAUUUUGAAGGAGAGAAUUGUGAGAAGUCGAGCACUGUAAGCAGAAAGCUGAUUGGACGCCUUUCGGAGAAUCUGCUGUUGGCUUUGUUCCUUUUACUGGUAUUGUUCGCUUGCGUUGGUUUAGUUGGAUUUGUCGGUGUCAACUUGUACAGAAAACGAGCCCUUCUAUCGAAAAAGAAUGAAGCUGCUGACAGUAGCGUCUCAUUCCAUGGCAAUGUCAUAUCAUUCAGCAAUCCAGCUCUAGAUAGUAAACAGGACCCUAACCCCAUCGAAUACAGUAUGCAACAGAUUGCAGCAGCUGAAGCU
Molecule: messenger RNA, 807 nt
Organism: Strongylus vulgaris
Lineage: Eukaryota; Metazoa; Nematoda; Chromadorea; Rhabditida; Strongylidae
Source: the annotation of a GenBank genome assembly